UAAUAAUGCAAACUCUAUGGUGUUAUAUAGGGAAAAGGGAUCACAGAUUGUCCCAAUUCCAUAUUAUUAGAAAGAAAAGUUUCUGAUUUCUGCAUUCUAUGACGAAUAUUAUUAUAUCGAAAAUUUAGAUGUUUGCUAUAAUAAUGUGUUAUUGAAGGCGCUGUUUUGAAAAUCAAUUGAAAGGAAGUAAUAUCAUAUGACUCUUUAGACUGUUCACGGCAUUCCCUUUUAGUGAAGGGUAUGAUAAUUAAACGUAAAGUAAAUGUCGUUACAAGCGGAUGAACAUUGAAACGGCCAUGUUUCAUAUUUUUUCAUAUAAAAUUCGUCAAUUUAAGUAGGAUUAAAGUGGUUAGCUAAGUUACAAACGGGAAAAUUAAUAGGUUUAUCAGAUAAAUACAUUGUAAAAGCAUAUUCAUUUUAAAUCUGCUUUUCCUAGUGAAUUCACGAGAGAUGUAAUUUGAUGCAGCCGCCGGCUAUCGACAGGGCAACUUUCAAAUUCAAUAGAUUGGUUUGCUUAUACCUACUUGUAGGUGUUGUUUUCGAAGAUUACGCGAAUCACUCCCCCUGGUGGCAUUUACACGUCGUGGCUGUGUCUGAGAUGAGAAUGAGGCUUCAUCCAUCCAUGCUCUUUUUUCCUGAGAAAGCAUUCUCAGCGUUGAAUGACAGAGAUUUCCUUCGUCUGCGUGUUCGCUUACUAGAAUAUUAUUCAAUCGAAGCAGCACACGCAAUAAUUGUCUGACAUACCUGGCAGCUCCAUGGCUAGGAACCGCAAAGACAAGGAUAGCUGGGCUGGGGCCUUUGACAAGAGUGUGUAUGAUUGGAGUUCAGAGGAAGAAGAAUGUGAUGGCAGGGCCCAGCCAGUCCAGGUGCUGAUUGUUAAAGAUGACCACUCCUUUGAGCUGGAUGAAGCAGCAUUAAGCCGUAUCCUACUAUCUGAGGAAACAAGGGAACGAGAGGUGGUGGCUAUUUCUGUGGCUGGAGCCUUCAGGAAGGGAAAGUCCUUCCUUUUGGACUUCAUGCUACGCUAUAUGUACAAUCAGGACUUUGAUGACUGGCUGGGAGAUCCUGAGGAGCCUUUGACUGGUUUUUCCUGGAGAGGUGGUUCUGAGAGGGAAACUACGGGUAUCCAAAUCUGGAGUGAAGUCUUUCUGGUGGAUAAGGCAGAUGGUCAAAAGGUGGCAGUGCUACUGAUGGAUACUCAGGGUACAUUUGACAGCCAGUCAACUCUUAGGGAUUCAGCCACCGUAUUUGCCCUCAGCACCAUGAUCAGCUCCAUGCAGGUUUACAACAUCUCUCAGAAUGUACAGGAAGAUGAUCUCCAGCAUUUACAGCUCUUCACUGAAUAUGGCAGGCUAGCCAUGGAAGAGACUUUCCUAAAACCUUUUCAGUCUCUGAUCUUCCUGGUUCGAGAUUGGAGCUUUCCUUAUGAAUUUCCUUAUGGACAUGAAGGAGGUAUGAAGUUUCUGGAAAAGAGACUGAAGAUUUCAGAGAACCAGCAUGAGGAAUUACAAAAUGUCCGUAAACACAUCCACUCCUGCUUUACCAACAUCUCCUGCUUCCUCAUGCCCCACCCUGGCCUCAAGGUAGCCACAAACCCACAUUUUGAUGGAAGACUCAAAGAGAUUGACAAGGAGUUCAUCAACAACCUGAAGAUUCUGGUCCCAUGGCUUCUUAGUCCACAGAACUUGGAUGUGAAAGAGAUCAAUGGAAACAACAUAACAUGUCGUGGGCUUUUAGAAUACUUCAAGGCAUAUAUAAAGAUUUAUCAAGGAGAAGAACUACCUCAUCCAAAAUCAAUGCUACAGGCUACAGCAGAAGCUAAUAACCUGGCAGCAGUUGCAGCAGCUAAGGACUUGUACAAUAGAAAGAUGGAAGGGAUAUGUGGAGGCGACCGACCCUUCCUAGCCCCUAAUGAACUACAGGCUCGCCAUGGAGAGAUCCGGGAAGAGGCACUACAGCUCUUUAAAGGAGUGAAGAAGAUGGGUGGGGAGGAGUUCAGUCGCCGUUACUUGCAGCAGCUGGAGGCAGAGGUGGACGAGGUCUUCAUUCAGUAUAUCAAGCACAAUGACUCCAAGAACAUCUUUCACGCUGCUCGAACCCCUGCCACUCUCUUUGUUGUCAUCUUUGUCAUGUAUGUGAUAGCCGGGGUGACUGGCUUUGUUGGUGUGGAUAUCAUUGCCAGUGUUUGUAACAUGAUUCUAGGCUUGGCACUGAUCACACUCUGCACCUGGGCCUACAUCCGGUACUCUGGGGAAUACCGUGAGCUUGGUGCUGUUAUUGACCAGGUAGCAGGAGCCCUCUGGGACCAGGGAAGCACAAAUGAGGCUCUUUUCAAGCUUUACAGUGCUGCUGCUAAUCACAGACAUCUGUACCACCAUGCCUUCCCCAGACCCCAGGCUGACACUACCGAAGAACAAAAAAGGAAGCGGAACUGAGUGAUUGCUUGGAGUGAAAUAUUUGCAUUUGGAUCACAAAGCAGCAUUCUGGAAAGAGCAGGGGUGGAACAUUUACAUCUACAAUGCAAGAUUAUUCUUUGAUGGGAAAACAUACACAUUAUGAUGGGACGUGAUAAAUUUGCACACAUUACAAAACAGCUGAGACAAUUAAGAAAUCAGAAAUCCUGACACUAGCAAAAUCCCAUCCAUCAGAGUGUGAUCUUCAAAUAAUAAUUAAAAAAUUAUCAUGAUUUAGUGUAAAAUUUAUGCAUUUCAUUUUAGAUUUUCUUUCACCAUUCAGAAAGCAAAGGCUGAAUCUAGGAAAUGCAUUGUACUUGAUUUUAGGCAAGAUUCUGUGUUGGUAUGUAGUGAUUACUGUUACACAAUAAAAGGGUCUAUUCUCUCAUCAGGAGCGUAAGUCAAAAAAAGUGCUUAAAAAGUUAUGUGCUUUAGUUUUAUGCAUAUUCUCCCUUCAUCGGCGUGGUUGUGCCAACUUCACAUAAGCCAAAACAGAAGGUGUGACCAUGCAAGUCAAGAAAAGGGGGGUUCCACCCGCAAUGAUUCUGGCAUCAAGCAAAACAUGGGCUCUUUAAAUUACAUUGCAAAUGUAAUUGAAAUCCGCAUAAACUUUUUUAUUCUGAAAAUGUAAGCAUCGUGGUAGCAAUACUAUGCCUGUAUUUCGUCACUCUCACAAACAUGAGAAUCUUUCUCCAAAAAAUUAAAUGCUACAGUGACAAAUCAUGUCUCAAACUGGAUUAAACUGAGCGUUUCCUGAUCCACCCACAAACAUGCAACACAUUGAAUGAUGAUUAGUUGAAGUACAUCGAAAUGACUGGAAUUUUCUUGGUUGUCUGUCUUUGCACCCUUCUCCAACCGUCCCAGCCUUGCAGGAGCUUAAUUACAUUCAGUGUGACCUAGGAUUGAGGUCUUCAACUACUUCCGUGGAACCUGUUUUUUUGCUCAUUUUAAUCAAACAAUAAUUAUUAAUCCAGAAGUCUUUCAGCCUA
Molecule: messenger RNA, 3442 nt
Organism: Paramormyrops kingsleyae
Lineage: Eukaryota; Metazoa; Chordata; Actinopteri; Osteoglossiformes; Mormyridae
Source: RefSeq, a predicted model, not a curated record